UUACCCAUUCCACAUUUCUCUCUCUCAUUAACUUUCAAUUUUCCACCUCUGCGCAGAUUAUUUCCUUCGAAUAUUCUCCAGAAAAUUCCUCCAAACUACUCCAUAAGAACACUAAACCCAUCAUCAUCUCCUUUAUAAGAACCACCUAACCUUCACGUUUUGCUGAAUUCAGAGUGAAGUUGACUCUCGAGUGUCGAGCCCUACCCACAUAAUAUAGUUCUUCAAUCAUUCUUUCAUCUGGGCACCAAGUAUUUGCCUUUGAUCUGUUUUAGAGUUGGGUUUUCGGUUUUGAUUGUUUUUGUAGCUCGAAUCAAUGGUGGGGCUUGCGAGAAAGAAGCGGGUCACUGACCCUCUCGACGACGAGGCUAAGGCCCGUCUUGUCGGAGCUGAUCUCCGGCGAUUGAGUUACGGGAGCAGCGGGAGCGAGCAUUCCGGCGAUGGUGACGGGGACUCGCCGUGUCUUUCCGAGCUUGUGCUUGAUUUCCUGGAGGACAACGAGGAUGAGUGUAAGUCGGUGACGAAUGAGUUGGAUCCGGAUCGGGUCGAUCUGGAGGACGAUGGAUCGGAGCUGGUUGACGAUAUGAUACUCAGAUUGAGUGUCGCGAACAAUGUGGAUUCUUACCGGAAGCUUCUUCUGACGCAUGUUUCGGAGGCGAUAGAGAAAUUUGCGUUUCUUCGUGGAAACGUUUCGGUGUUCCUGCGAAAUGUGAUGGCGUUUCUGAGAGAGAAAGGGCACAAUGCGGCGAUUUGCAAGACCAGAUGGGAUUCCUCCAGUGGAGUCACCGCCGGUAACUAUGAGUUCAUCGACGUGAUCCAAUCCGAUGCGUCAUCGUGGCAGAGCAACAGGUACUUUGUUGACGUCGGAUUCGCCGCCCAGUUCGAGAUUGCUCGGCCGACGAGCAAGUACUCCGAGAUUCUUUCCUCUCUGCCAAGCAUCUUCGUCGGCAAGGCGGAGGAGCUGAAGCGUAUCGUUCAGGCCAUGUGCAACGCCGCAAAGAGGUGCUUUCGGAGCAGAGGGUUUUCUGUGCCGCCGUGGAGGAAAAACCGGUACAUGCAGAACAAAUGGUUCGCGCCGUAUCGACGAACAACGAAUCCAGUUCAGGGAAACACAGUUCCUCCCGUUGUUCCGGCCGUUACUGGGGCCAAUUGCAGAUUAGUUGGAUUCGACGACGUGAGUUCAGAGGCCAGACACGGUGGCGUUUUUGUCCGGACGAGAUGAUAGAGUGGCAAAUUUUUGUAAAUAUUUUGGGUGCCCAGGGCAAAUCUGUGAAAUCGAUGCGCCCUUUUUUUGGUUGAGGACUUUAAUGUUAAUUGAAAUAAAAAAU
Neltuma alba is the source of this 1325-nucleotide messenger RNA. RefSeq lists its product as uncharacterized. Lineage: Eukaryota; Viridiplantae; Streptophyta; Magnoliopsida; Fabales; Fabaceae. The record is from RefSeq and is a predicted model, not a curated record. The transcript has a single exon. The coding region runs from base 314 to 1219 and encodes 301 amino acids.